This is a messenger RNA of Parnassius apollo (apollo), 264 nucleotides long. The record is from the annotation of a GenBank genome assembly. Lineage: Eukaryota; Metazoa; Arthropoda; Insecta; Lepidoptera; Papilionidae.
AUGGAAAGUACAGAAACAACAGUUGAAGGAAAUGUUGAUGAAGAUAAAAUAAAGUCAAUUUUAAAACCAUUGUCAGAAAGAAAACGACGCGCAAUAUUAAGGUACAUAAACAAACAAGAAAAAAUAACUGAUGUAACAAUAUCAAAUAUAGAAGAUAUAUUACUGGAAAUGGACAACAUUAAUAUCAAUGAUUCUAAUAACAGCCUUUCUAGUUUUGCUGAUAGUUCUUCUGAUGAAGAGAAUGAUUUUAAAGAGGAGAAAUAA